CACUUCUGUCGGUCUCGACAAACCUGACAAUCAACCUCUAUUCGCCUCGACAUCGAUAUUGACGUCGUAAGGGCCAUCCGUCGCCCGCUCGUCAAAAUGCAAAUCCGCAGCACCUCCAUCUCGUCCUCGAUCCUUGCCGCCAUAUCGAGCGACUCCAGCAAUCCCGACAAGCCAAGCCUGCAGAAACGCAUCUUCCGCGUCUUAGCUUCGUUUCUCUCCGUCUUCCACCUGCCCCUCGCCCGCUAUCACGCCGCCGACUUUCUCGAGCUUCGUCACAAUGUCUGGAAGCUCGACGAGCAGGAGUACACGACCUCGUUCCGACUCGCCCAGAAGGCCGCCAAAGGCAAGGGCCGCGAGUCCGACCUCAAGCCUGUCGGCGACCUGGGCUACAGCGGCUCGACCUUCUUCACGACUGCCGACGGCAAGUUCCUCGUCAAGUCGCUGCCCCGCCGCUUCGAGCACGAGUUCUUCACCCACGAUCUCUUCGACGCCUACGUCGCCCACAUGAAGAAGCACCCCCACAGUCUGCUCGUGCGUAUCACCGACAUGGUCUACACCUCAAUUGCCACGCUCGGUGGCAUCCUGGGUACAGCUCCGACCCAUCACAUCAUUAUGGAGAACCUGCUGUACGGCAAGUCGGAGGAGGAGACGAGCCACAGAAAGAAGCAGUGGGAGACGUACGACCUCAAGCCGAAUGACUACUUCUUCCCUGAGAGGGACAUCGCCAACGGCCACCUGGCACCGGAGAGCGUCAAGGAGAGGCUGAUUGACGAGUUCGACGACAAGGUCCGCGUCACGCCCGCGCAGAAAAAGGAGCUGCUUGACCUCCUUGAAGCAGACACCCGCGUGCUCGCCGACAACAACGCCGUCGACUACUCGCUGUUCAUGGUCCGCUACCCGGGCCCCAACGUCCUGGACGAGGCCCGCAGUGUGCCCACCAUCCAGUCCGACGCCAACGAGUGGCGCACUGGCCUCACUGACGUCGACGGCAACUGGACCUACCGCAUCAUCGUCCUCGACUUCUUCUGGGCCAAGCACAAGUUCCGCGCCAAGGCCAUGACGGGGCUCGUCAAGUCGUAUAACAUCUUUGCCGGCCACGGCCCCAUGAGUAUCACGGCCAAUCCCGCAGAGUAUCGUGAGCGAUUCCUCAACAUGGUCCGUGACUUUGUUAUCGAGGCGUGAGAUGCGAGGCCUGUAAGCGGUGGGCGCUGGGCGAAACGUUUUUUUCGUUGGCUUCUUGUCCUCUUCAAAUCUUGUCCUUUCUCUGUUUCUUUUUUCUUCCUUCUGUUUUUAAGCGCGGCGUUUAUGAUGGGAUGCACACGUAUCAUACCCCAUGAAUCGUUUCUAGCAACAGUGUCUGUCUUCCAUCGAGAUACCAUGAAAAAAGCCCUUGUCUUCUCUCUGUCGCAAUUGGCGCUCCACUUUUGAGACCGCGAUUUGUGACUGUCCCCG
Colletotrichum destructivum is the source of this 1452-nucleotide messenger RNA. RefSeq names its product Putative phosphatidylinositol-4-phosphate 5-kinase, core. The record is from RefSeq and is a predicted model, not a curated record. Gene Ontology annotation, cellular component: plasma membrane. The coding region runs from base 97 to 1182 and encodes 361 amino acids. The transcript has a single exon. Gene Ontology annotation, molecular function: 1-phosphatidylinositol-4-phosphate 5-kinase activity. Lineage: Eukaryota; Fungi; Ascomycota; Sordariomycetes; Glomerellales; Glomerellaceae. Gene Ontology annotation, biological process: phosphatidylinositol phosphate biosynthetic process.